This is a messenger RNA of Drosophila eugracilis, 2188 nucleotides long. RefSeq lists its product as uncharacterized. Bases 152 to 2134 code for a protein of 660 amino acids. Gene Ontology annotation, cellular component: ciliary basal body; axoneme. The record is from RefSeq and is a predicted model, not a curated record. Gene Ontology annotation, biological process: cilium assembly. Lineage: Eukaryota; Metazoa; Arthropoda; Insecta; Diptera; Drosophilidae. The transcript has 3 exons.
UCACAAUACAGAUGUACACGCGUACACAUCUCAAUCGAAAUACACUGAAAAACAUAUAAAAACCAACAGACAUUUUUAAGAAAUAGGAAAUUAUAAAAAUAAUAAAGAAAGAGCCUAAAGAAGAGCCUAUUAAUUAAAAAAUAUAUAAACAAUGGAAACUAAGACAACAGAACCUCAAGAUGAAGAGUUGCAGGCACACGAACAACAAGAAACCACUGAUGUCGACGACUUACUCGAAAGACUUUCAGGAGAAAGUGAACAUUCCACUACAUUGGCUCCUGAUGUCAAGUCGAUCAUCUCGCAAGACAGUGGGAGGAUGGUGGAAAUCAUUAGAAAAAAUGAGAGGAAGUUAUUGCUAAGGGAAGUCCUGGAUCGCCUUAAGGAGCGCGAAGAACAAGAUAAUGAUCAGAAAUCUGUUGCUAAGUCAGAAGAUAAGAAAAAGAAGUCGACCAGUUUUAGUAGUAAAAGGUCCAGGCUUGAGCAAAAGGAAGAGGGUGAGAUAUGGACGAAGCUCGAUGAUGAAAUCGCAGAUGAUGCGACCCCCAGGCACUCGGAUUUGUCCACUUUCGCAGCGGCUUUGCUCGUGGAUGAACCAGGAGAGGAUGAAGAACUUCCCACUCCCAUGGAAUCAUCCUCGGAAUCAGAACCGGACACGGUAAUAACCCAGCGAUCCAAGAGCAUUGAUCCCAUGCAAUUGGCAGUCAAAUCUCUGAUGCUGGUACCCAGUCUCUCAGAAAUUUCACUGUCUAGCGAGCCGGAUGUCCAACGCAAAUCGGGCAAGUCUAUUAAAUCAGUUAAGUCAUCCGGCUUUAGAGACCCCUUAGGCGAUGAUGCCGGCAGUUCAUUUUCCGAAGAAGCGCAGGAGGAGUCCAGUCAAGCGGGCAACGAUUCCAAGGUCUUUAAGGUUGGAGACCAAUUAGAAGAUUCGGAUUCGCUACAUGAUUCGUCGAUAGUGUCCAUACCGGAAGUCCGAGAGCCAAAAACCGCGGAAAAGAAAGUCGAAGACUACAUGGACUUUGAAAGCAUGUUUGUAGUUAAGGAGGAGAGAACCAUUUCGAUUAACACCGACAGUGAAGAUGACCUUAGGUUUUUGGAGACGCAAGAGAUAGUACGAGACUUUAUCAAUAAUUUGGUUAAAAAAGUGAUUGCUAGCGAACGACCAGGUUCCAGUGAUUUUAUUCGGAAAAGGCUAGACAAAGAGAAACUUCUGGCCGCUCUACAGAAGCACGUGCAUGAUUAUGUCUUGAUUAAAGAUAUGAACAAUCAGCUGGAGGAUCGGAUGGUCGAUUACUUUCGUCGCCUCAAGAACUUCCGAGCCUUUGACACUCUGGCCCAGGCGGACCAAGUAACCUAUCGCAAUCGCCAUGAACAGGCCCUGGCUUAUCUAGCCUAUGGCCAAGAACGCCUCGAAAUGGUCAAGAAUAAAUACGGAACCCUAAUGAGCUCGGCACUUAUGGAUCUCAGUCACGCCAUGCAUAUCGUCAUCAGCACGGAGGAGCAUCUGGAGCAGACAAUACGACGUCUUCUUGUUCGACCGGACGCAGAGACCGAUUUCAUGAAACGUUUCGUUUCCCGGGAACUGCGUCUGAUGUCCGAGCAUCGGAACAAAAUCAGCGAUACCCGGCUUAUACUCAUUUCACGGAAGCACACAUUGGGUCUCAUCACGGAUCAUAUAGCAGAUGUGGAGACAGUGUGCGACGGGGUGAGCAUGAAAGACUUCAUCACUGUACAAGCCAAAAUGUUUGGCUUAGAAAAGAAACUUGAAGAACGAAAUAAUGAAUUGAAAAGGCAGCGCCUUCAAUACCACACAGAUCUGCAUUUGACUAAGCACGCUCGAGAGAAGUCCCUUGAAAUAAAGGAAAAAAUCACGGAUCUUAAAGAAGAUCUACUGACUAAAACGAUCGUAAGAAACAAGCUAAAGACGGAGCUGUGUAACGGUAAAGUGGAGCACAAGAGGAUUAGAGCGAAGAUCCGUGACCUAACCUAUCGAGGUGGUAUCUUGGCUAUGCCUGCCCUGAUGUACGACUACGAUCGAACGGUGUCGUACAUAAGAGAAAAGGAAGGAAACGUCUCAAAUCUAAGAGACACUUUUAGAUCUAUUACCAAUCAACUUCAAAAAAUAGAAGUGCAAUAGCCUUAUAACAGGGCUAUUUGAACUUCACCUAAAUACAUAUUUUCACAAAAACAA